Messenger RNA from Moesziomyces antarcticus, 1053 nucleotides. RefSeq lists its product as uncharacterized. NCBI's taxonomy places the organism in Eukaryota, Fungi, Basidiomycota, Ustilaginomycetes, Ustilaginales, Ustilaginaceae. The transcript has 4 exons. The coding region runs from base 1 to 1053 and encodes 350 amino acids. The record is from RefSeq and is a predicted model, not a curated record.
AUGCACGGAAGCCGGUCGACCGGCGGCAGCUUGACCACACGUGGAUCACACGUCGUCAGUGUGACGGCGCCUUCACUUCCGUUGGAGGAGGAGACGGUAUGGAAGCAGCCAGCGAUCAAGGGACUGCAGGAGCGUAACACACCUCUCGAUGCGGAGUCAAAAGGAGCUAAAGAUUUGCCGCAGGCUGGCCAAGCUGCGCCAAGCCUUGGAGAUGGUGCAGGCAGCAUGGACCAAGCAUUGACAGCGCCGGACGACCGCCGAGAAGACCGAACGACGACGAGCAGAAGAGCCAACACGCCAAGGCGGCUACGGCCCGACUGCAAAAGCGGCGCCAAGACCAGCGAGGCGGCUGCGACCGAAGGAUCACGCUGCAAAGCCGAGCCACCCGUCUGCAUCCCUGGCCAUUCUCAUGCGCUUUACGCGCAAGAGCAUGUUCUCAUCUGCGCUUCGCCCGAACCCUCUUUCGCUCCCUCUCGCUCUCGCUCCGCCGUCAUUGCCAACGGCUCCCUGCUCCCCCGCUUCAUCCUCACUCUCACUCUCACCCUCUUCCUCACCCUCAUCCCCUGCCACUGCCCCCUGCCCCCCUCGUCGCUGAAAGCCGAGGCCCAACCUCGCCCCCCCAACCCUACAACUAUCUCCGCUUUGUCCUCUCCUCAUCUAGCGCUUCCGCAGCUUUUCGCAGCCUCUUCCACCUUGCGCUUGAGCUUGUUGCCCGCUCAACGCCUUGCGCUUCCGCAUCGUCGCAUCCCGCUGCGUCUCGGUCGUCGUCGAUCGCUCUUGCAUCGCCCGCAGCAACCUCCCUUCUCUUUCGAAAGCGGCUUGCAUCGGAUCCCUCACCCUCGUCCCGCAGCCGCACCGACAACAGUGGGCUCCACUUCAUUUCGCACUGCCCCCUUUCCCGCCGGCCGACACUCCCAACCCGCCAACCCGUCUGCCCCACCGCACAACCACAGCCUCGCUGCCGACAUCGCCACCAACACGCUUCUAAGAGACCGUCAACCCACCAUCAUCUUCCACCUUCCUUCCGCCACGCUUAACCAUUGCUCGGAUUGA